AUGAGUUUGAUUCUGGCAGAAGCAAAGUGGCAAUGUGGGUCAAGAAUUAACCCACAGGGAUGCCAGGAUAACAACUCCUGAGACAUGUCUCUAAAUUACAUCAAAAACUUCUAUGAAGGAUGUGUGAAGCCUCCAACUGUGAUUGGUCAAUUCCACACCCUAUUCUUUGGAUCAGUAAGAAUGUUCUUCCUUGGUGUGUUAGGCUUUGCGGUCUAUGGGAAUGAGGCUUUGCACUUCAGUUGUGAUCCAGACAAAAGAGAAAUAAACCUCUUCUGUUAUAAUCAGUUCAGGCCAAUCACUCCACAGGUGUUCUGGGCGUUACAACUAGUGAUUGUCCUGGUUCCUGGCGCUAUUUUCCAUCUUUAUGCUGCAUGUAAAAGCAUCAAUCAAGAAUGCAUUCUUCAAAAGCCUGUCUACACUGUGAUUUAUAUCCUCUCUGUUUUAUUAAGAAUUAGUCUAGAGGUGAUAGCAUUUUGGCUUCAGAUUCACCUCUUUGGUUUCCAAGUUAAACCUCUCUACUUGUGUGAUGCUGGAUCUUUUGGGGAAAAAUUUACUAUUAUAAAAUGCAUGGUGCCAGAACACUUUGAGAAGACCAUUUUUCUCAUUGCAAUGUAUACAUUUACUGUAAUUACAGUAGUAUUAUGUGUUGCUGAAAUUUUUGAAAUCAUAUUUAGAAGAUUAUGCUUUCUAAUUAGGCAAUGACCAAAAGGUUGACUACCUGCCGAUAUGCCACAAUUCUUUAUCAGUCAUGUUCAUUCAGUUUCAUCUUAUUCACUGACUAUCUCAAUUUCACACAUAAAUAUCUAUUCUUUAAACUUAUCUCAGUGUGUCUAAACUUUAUGUCUAAUAUAAAAUAGAAUACUAAGUUCCAAGGCAAGUAUUCUUGAACAAACAUUUCAUUCUAUUUUAAUUUUGUCACAUACUAGAAAAUAUAUACAGAACUAAUGUUAAUUCUUUUUAAAAUAGAACUUGUAUAGAGUUCUCACACAUAUAACAUCUUAAUCACAGUAUUUUGUGGCCAGAGAAGUUUUAUUAUCUCUUCUACAGAGUGGAAAAUUGCAUCUUAGGGGGGUUAAUAUGUAUGCCCAAAGUCAUACAACCACAUUAGAAUUAAGAUCCCAUAAAUAUAAAGGCUGAACACUUUCAGCUAAACUUUGAGGGUGUAAUUAUAUUUGCAUUCAUAUAAAUAUAACU
Messenger RNA from Felis catus (domestic cat), 1194 nucleotides. RefSeq names its product gap junction protein epsilon 1 (gene GJE1). Gene Ontology annotation, cellular component: connexin complex. The record is from RefSeq and is a predicted model, not a curated record. Gene Ontology annotation, biological process: cell communication. The transcript has 3 exons. The coding region runs from base 85 to 702 and encodes 205 amino acids. NCBI's taxonomy places the organism in Eukaryota, Metazoa, Chordata, Mammalia, Carnivora, Felidae.